Molecule: messenger RNA, 1627 nt
Organism: Xiphias gladius (swordfish)
Lineage: Eukaryota; Metazoa; Chordata; Actinopteri; Istiophoriformes; Xiphiidae
Gene: shtn1
Product: shootin 1
Exons: 16
Coding region: 55-1530 (491 amino acids)
Molecular function (GO): actin binding
Source: RefSeq, a predicted model, not a curated record
GGUGUGUCGCAAAGGACUACUUCCUGUUGAACUUCGGUUAAAGAUUUUCUCGCUAUGGCUGCAGAAGAGCUGGAUAAAAUGAAUGUCAUUACAGAGCUGUCAAACCAAGCCCUACAGGAGUAUGAAAGCCUGCAGAGGAAGCAUGAGACAGCAACCAUGGAGUGCAAGAGACUGGAGGAGGAGAGAGACAAGGCCAUCAAGAAGCUCAAUGAGAUCCAGCAAGUGUCUCAGAUGGUCAUUGAAGAGGUCGGUGCCAUUCAGGAGAACCUGGAGAUCGAGAGGACAUGUAGAGAAAGUGCUGAAGCCCUGGCCUCCAAGUUGAACCGUCAGAACCACUCUCUGAAGAGAAAGAGCAUGAUGUUGCUGUCCCACCUCAGCCCAAAGACCAUCGAAGAGCUCAACCUUGAGGAUGAAGUGGAGGAGGAUGGUGAAGACCUAAAUGCAGCCAGCAAGGUCUGCCUCUCCCCCCAGUGCCAGACCACCAUCUCAGUGCUACAAAAUAAGUUGGAGUUAACAAUAAAAGAGAAAAAUCAAGCAGUAACUCAUCUUGAGGCAGUAAAAGACCAACUGAGGGAAACCAGGGAAGAACUGCUGAAAGAGAAACAUGAUAACACUGUUUUAAUUGCUGAAACAGUGCGGCAAAAGAAGCUCCUGGGGAAAUAUAACAGAGUGUCUCGGUUUGCUGUGGAGGAAUACAAGGCCUUACAGGACACACUGAACCUGGAGCAAGAUCUGAGGACAGAGGCAGAGAACUUUGGCAGAGCAAUGGUGGUCGAGCAAAAGAAGCUGAAGAGACAAAGUCAGAUCCUGAUGCAAAACUCCUCGCCCAGCCAAGCUCUACAGGAAGCCCUCAGCCAGGUCAGCAGACUGACCCAGGAUCUGGAGACAAAAAGGCUGGAGCACCAGAACCAGAUAAGGCAGAUGGAGGACAGGCUGAGGAGCUGUGAGGCUCAGAGGGAGCUGACAGCGCUGAGGCGCAAACUGGAGCUUGUGGAGGAGGAGAAGAGUGAGUAUGGUGACAAAUACUCCAAGGCUGAAGUGGAAGUCAAGGAUCUGCGGUUUACAGUUGAGGAGCUCCAGAAGAAGCUGCAGGCAGCUACCAACCCACCCCCAGUUCCAUCACCUCCAUCUCCCCCACCACCUCCUCCUCCUCCAGCCCCAGCUCUGGCCUCCAACCCACUCAGUUCCUUGUUGUCAUUGAUCCGAAAGAGAAAGGACAUCAGUACUGACAUCCCACUAUUGGUCCAGGACUCUGCAAAGGCACCAGACGUGGACGUAAGGCAGCAGGCAGUGGAGGAAAUGAUGGAAAGGAUCAAGAAAGGUAUUCAGCUUCGACCAGUCAGACAGUCACCCAAUAGAAUCAGGAGACAGAUGCAGAGGCUGCCCUCUAACUCUGCCAUUCAGGAACUUAAAGGAAUCAUGGAAAAUUUCAAUAGAACCUCCCCCCAACCAAAGGCAGUAUCUCCGUCAACAAACCCCGAUGAGGAGCUGCAGAGGAUCCUUCUGCGACGGCGGGAUGCACUGGAGUAAAAAACACAAUGCCAGUCCCCACCCCAUCCUUUCCCCUACAGUGUGAAGGGUGCCACCAGGCUGAGGUCAGCCCUGACAAGAGUGUCCAGAUUAUACA